GCUGUUCUGCAUGGGCCGCCAGGCACGGGAAAGACGCUCACUGCAGAAGCGGUAGCAGAGUACCUGAAAAGGCCUUUGUAUAUGGUUGGUUCUUCGGAGCUGCCCGCUGCGCCCUCGCAACUCGAGGAAAGCCUGAGGAGUAUUCUGAAGCUGGCGACAGCUUGGGAUGCAGUACUGCUGAUUGAUGAAGCCGAUGUGUAUCUAGAACGGCGGAGCUUGCACGAGCUGUCCCGCAACGCACUUGUUUCGGUGGCUUUGCGGGUUCUGGAAUACCAUCGAGGAGUACUAUUCCUGACAACUAAUCGCAUCAAGAACUUCGAUGACGCUUUUCUGUCGCGUUUCUCGAUAGGUAAGGAACCCAAUAUUAAACCUACUGAUCGCUCUGAUCAAACCAUCGGCCGCAGGUAUCAAGUAUUCGGAGCUUGA
Molecule: messenger RNA, 426 nt
Organism: Gloeophyllum trabeum ATCC 11539
Lineage: Eukaryota; Fungi; Basidiomycota; Agaricomycetes; Gloeophyllales; Gloeophyllaceae
Product: P-loop containing nucleoside triphosphate hydrolase protein
Exons: 4
Molecular function (GO): ATP hydrolysis activity; ATP binding
Source: RefSeq, a predicted model, not a curated record